Molecule: messenger RNA, 6704 nt
Organism: Polyodon spathula (Mississippi paddlefish)
Lineage: Eukaryota; Metazoa; Chordata; Actinopteri; Acipenseriformes; Polyodontidae
Gene: tecta
Product: tectorin alpha
Exons: 19
Biological process (GO): cell-matrix adhesion
Molecular function (GO): protein binding
Source: RefSeq, a predicted model, not a curated record
UCAGGUUUCAAUGGCGGGGAUGUCAAUCACUUCUUCAACCUACCAGGCUCGCGCUCCAACGAGAUUGUCAACAUCGAGCUGACCACCAACGUGAACCAGCCGGGCCGCUGGCUGUUCAGGAUCGACGGGGAGCAGAUCGACCCCGCCAACGGCUGCAGUCUGAACGGGCAUUUCUACCGCCGUGGCGAGGUGUUCUGGCUCUCGGACCGUUGCUCUCAGAAGUGCCGCUGCAUGGAUCUGGAGAACGAGAUCGUGUGCUGGGAGCAGGCGUGUGGUCAGCUGGAGACCUGCGAGCUGAUUGACGGGGCGUACAGCUGCCAGCCCACCCGCACCAGCACCUGCGUGGUCUUUGGAGACCCCCACUACCACACCUUCGACGGCUUCCUCUACCACUUCCAGGGGACCUGCACCUACCUGCUGGCCCGGCCCUGCUUAGACACCCCUGGCCAGCCCUACUUCAGCGUGGAGGCCAAGAACGAGAACCGUGCGGGAACGUCUGUGUCCUGGCUGCACGAUGUCCGAGUCGAGGUCUACAGCCACCACAUCACCCUCCUCAAGGGCAGCCUGGGACAGGUGCAGGUGGACGGGCUCCUGAACACCCUGCCCGUGCAGCUGCAGCUGGGGGCCCUGAGGAUCUACCAGAGCGGGGUGGCAGUCGCCGUGGAGACCGACUUCGGACUGCUGGUGACCUACGACGGGCAGCACUACGCCUCCAUCUCCCUGCCAGGCUCCUACUUCAACAACACCUGUGGGCUGUGCGGCAACUACAACGACGACCCUGGCGAUGACCCCUCCCUGCCCGACGGAACGCUGGCGGAGAGCGUGGCGCAGCUGGGCGGGGGCUGGCAGGUGGAAGACACCGACUGGCGCUGCACGGACGGCUGCGCGGAGAACUGCAGCCUGUGUGACCCGGCCACCGAGGCCUUCUACAUUCGCCCGGACUACUGCGGCCUCAUCAACAAGACAGACGGGCCCUUCCGGGACUGCCGUGCCGUGGUGGACCCCACAGCCUUCGUCUACAGCUGCGUCUACGACAUGUGCAGCAACCGCGACAACAUCACCACGCUGUGCCAGGCCAUCCAGGCCUACGCUCUCGCCUGCCAGGCCCUGGGGGUCACCAUCCGCUCCUGGAGGUCACGCACCUUCUGCACUCUGCCCUGCCCGGAGUCCAGCCACUACCGGGUGUGUACCAGCAGCUGCCCCCGGUCCUGCUCGGACCUUACCUCCCACCUGUACUGCGCUCACCCCUGCACGGAGGGCUGCGAAUGCGCCGAGGGCUACGUCCUGAGUGGGAAUCGGUGCGUGCCACUGGAAGACUGUGGCUGCGAGCAGGGCGGCCUCUACUACCCCCGCAACGAGUCCUUCUGGAGCACUCGGGACUGCACGCGCCGCUGUGUGUGCGGGCAGGAGGGCGCCCUGUCCUGCUUCAACGACUCCUGCGCCGAGGGGGAGGUAUGCUCUGCACAGUACGGGCCUCUGGGCUGCUAUCUCAGGCGCGAGGGAGCGUGCGUGCUGGCUCAGACCCAGAUUCUGUCCACCUUCGAUGGGGCAGCCCUCUCCUUCCCCGAUGAGAACUCUUACUACCUGCUGAAGCUGUGCGGCCCCGGAGCGCACAACCUGACCCCCGUGGAGGUCAAGAUCGGCCGCAGGAUGAUGAACAAGGGCCCCUCCUGGCUCAAACCUGUCAUUGUGAGGCUGGCUGGCCAGGAGGUGCAGCUGGGAGGGUCCGACUUUGAGAAGGUCAAGGUGAAUGGAGAUCUGGUCCCUCUGCCCUACGUGCACCCCGGAGAUACUCUGCUGAUCUAUCGCGUUCCAGGCAACGUGACGGUGCUGGAGUCCACCGGGCUGCUGAAGGUGCGCUACUCGCUCCAGGGGCUGCUCAAUAUCACGCUGUCCACCGCCUUCUACAACUCCACCUGCGGGCUCUGUGGCUUCUUCAACGGCAACGCCACGGACGAGCUGCGGCUGCCCAGCGGCAAGCUGACAGACAGCGGGGAGCUGUUCACGGACAGCUGGCGUGCCUUCGCCGACGACCUCACCUGCAACGGGGACUGCGACGACCUGUACCGCAUGUGCGUGGACCUGCGGCUCUACCAGAGCUCCUGGCUGUGCGGCAACAUCAACGACCCAACCAACAGCUCCUUCCUGGGCUGCCACGCCACGGUCAACCCCUCGCCCUUCUUCCGGAACUGCCUGUACAACAUGUGCGUGCGCAGCGGGAACCGCUCGGCCCUCUGUUCCUCCCUGCAGGCCUACGCCUCCUCCUGCCAGGACGCUCAGAUCACACUGGAGCCCUGGAGGAGCGCAACCGGCUGCCCUCUCCCGUGUCCUGAAAACAGUCACUUCGAGGAGUGUACCAGCGCCUGCCCGGCCACCUGCACCAGCCUGGAGCCUGUGGAUGAGUGCCCCCUGCCCUGUUCCGAGGGCUGCCAGUGUGACGAGGGCUUUGCCCUGAAGGAGGGUCAGUGCAUCCCUAAGAGUGACUGUGGCUGCCAGUCCGGCGGGCAUCAGCUGGCCACCAACGAGACCUUCUGGGUGGACUGGGAGUGCCUGGAGCAGUGCUACUGCAAUGGCACCGACAACACCGUCUACUGUGAGAGCUCCCCCUGCAGGCCGGAGGAGUACUGCCUGGAGGACAGCGGGCUCUACUUCUGCCAGCCGCGCAGCGACGCGGUGUGCAUCGCCGCGGGUUACGGCCACUUCCUGCCCUUCAGCAGCGAGCCCUUUGACCUCCAGAGCAGCUGCACGCUUCACCUGGCAACGACGCAGUGCAGGGGGGCUGUGAGCGGGGCAGAGGGGGAAAGCCUGCCCCAGUUUCGACUGUCAGUGAGGAGCGAGGAUCGAGAUACAGCUCAGGCCAUCUGGGUCAAAGAGUUUAUGUUGAGGGUGUACAGCUACGAGAUAUCAGUGUCCAGGAACUACAAGCACACAGUCACGGUGAACAAGGAGCGCCUGUACCUGCCUCUGAAGCUGGGGCCAGGGAAGGUGAACAUCUUCACCUUCGGGCUGCACCUGGUGCUGGAGACAGACUUCGGCCUCAAGGUGGUCUUUGACUGGAAGACCUUCCUGUCCCUAAGCCUGCCGCGGAACCUCUACAACUCCACGUGCGGACUGUGUGGGGGUCUGCCCCCAGGACCCCCCGCCGUCACCCCCAACGAGUUGGGCAUGGCCUGGACGGAGCGGGAGACAUUCUGCAGGGUGGGGUGCGGGGGCACCUGCCCUCGCUGUGGGGGUGACGAGGGGGGUGCUGGGGAGAGCAACGAUAAUAAUAAUGGGGCUGGGGACAACAAUGGUGCAGGGGAUAAUCUCAACAGGGGCAAUAAGAACGAAGACCGGGGGGCCCGGACGCUGCGGCUCUGUGGUUUGAUCCUGGACCGCGCAGGUGGCUUUGCCCGCUGUCACAGCAAGGUGGCGCCUGCCUAUUUCUACCAGAGCUGCAUGCAGGAUGCCUGCGUGGACCAUGGCGCCAUGGCCACGGUGUGUAACUGGCUGCAGAUCUACGCCAGCACCUGCCAGACACAAGGCAUACCUGUCACUGGCUGGAGGAACGCCACACCCUGCGCCCUGACCUGCCCUUCGAACAGUCACUAUGAGAGCUGCAUGUCGGUGUGCCAGCCUCAGUGUGCCCCGGCCCGUGGGAGCAGGGACUGUAAUCACUACUGCAUGGAGGGCUGCCAGUGUGACCAGGGCUUCGUCCUUAAUGGCAACAGCUGCAUCCUGUCUCAGAACUGCGGCUGCUACAGCGAUGGCAAGUACUAUCAGCCCAAGCAGCUGUUCUGGAACAGCGACUGCUCCAAGCGCUGCCAGUGCAUCAGCCGCAACCUGAUCCAGUGUGACCUGCGGCGCUGCAAGUCGGAGGAGGAGUGCGCCCUGAGAAACGGGGUGCGGGGCUGCUUCAGCAGACGCAGCCAGCACUGCAUUGCCUCGGGAGGGGGUGUGUUCCGCACCUUCGACGGGGCCUUCCUGCGCCUCCCCGCCGCCUGCUCGUUCAUCCUCUCCACCAUCUGUCACAAGCUGCCCGAGCUCUCCUUCCAGCUCAUCGCCAACUUCGACAAGUGGUCCUACCCCAACCUGACUGUCAUCUCCCACGCCUACCUGUACAUCAACGAGGAGAAGAUCCUCAUCUCCGGGAACACAGUCAAGGUGAACGGGACCCCAGUGUCGGUCCCCUUCGUGACGGGGCUCCAGACCAGGGUCUCCAGCUCCGAGGGCUUCCUGGUCAUCGACACCGUCCAGGACAUCCAGAUCCGUUACAACCGCUUCAACGUGCUACGCAUCACCAUGGGGGAGCGGCUGCAGAACAAGGUGUGCGGGCUCUGCGGGAACUACAACGGGGACCCGACCGACGACUACAUCACCUCCCGGGGCAAGCCGGCCAUCAGCAGCCUGGAGCUCGCGCAGAGCUGGAAGACCAACGGCAUGCAGAACAGCUGUGACGAGAUGCAGUACGUUGCCCUGGCUCAGACGUGUGAUAACACUCAGAUCGGGAGGCUGCAGGGGGACGAGCACUGCCUGAAGCUGACUCACAUGAAGGGCUUCUUCCAGCCCUGCCACGGCCUGCUGGACCCCGUGCCCUUCUACGAGUCCUGCUACCUGGACGGCUGCUACAACGAGCUCAAGGUGCAGGUGUGCGGCUCGCUGGCUGCCUACACAGAGGCCUGCCGCUCCUUCGGGACGCUCAGCACCAAGUGGAUCAUCCAGGAGAACUGCUCAGAAUGGAUCUAUGACCCCUGCAUUGGGGAGGUGUGCAGCAACAACACCUGCGAACAGGACAAUGGAGGGGACCUGUGCGGCUGCCCGGAGCUGCAGGACAGUGGGAACGGCGAUGAUGGUCUCAUCCAGGCGGAGGUGACCUGUAAGCAUUCUCAGAUGGAGGUGUUCAUCUCCAAGUGCAAGUUGUUCCAGCUGGGCUUCGAGAGGGAGGACGUGCGCAUCAACGACCACCAGUGCAGCGGCAUUGAGGGAGAAGACUUCAUCUCCUUCCAGAUCAACAACACCAAGGGCCACUGCGGCUCCAUCGUGCAGUCCAACGGCACUCACAUCAUGUACAAGAACACGGUGUGGAUUGAGAGCAUCAACAACACGGGCAGCAUCAUCACGAGGGACAAAACCAUCAACGUGGAGUUCUCCUGCGCCUAUGAGCUGGACAUCAAGAUCUCCCUGGAGACCGUGGUCAAGCCCAUGCUGAGCGUGAUCAACUUGACCCUCCCCACUCAAGAAGGCAGCUUCAUCACCAAGAUGGCGCUGUACAAGAACUCCUUGUAUCGGCUGCCCUACCGCGAGGGGGAGGUGGUGCUGACCACGCGGGACAUCCUGUAUGUGGGGGUCUUCGUGGAGGGGGCCGACCAGCGCCAGCUCAUCCUCAUCGUGAAUAUGUGCUGGGCCACGCCGUCCCGGGACAGCAGCGACCGGCUGAGAUACAUCAUCAUAGAGAGGGGCUGCCCCAACAUCAAGGACAACACGAUCGGCAUGGCAGAGAACGGCAUGUCUCUCACCUGCCGCUUCCACCUGACCGUCUUCAAGUUCAUCGGGGACUACAACGAGGUGCACCUGCACUGCGACGUCUCCCUCUGCGACUCGGAGCGCUACGGCUGCAAAGUGAACUGCCCUCACAGCAGCAGGAUGUACUCCGAUUAUGAGAACCAGCACAGGGAGCAGAUCCUGUCCGUGGGGCCCAUCAGAAGGAAAGAGUCGGACUGGUGUGAGGAUAACAACGGGGGUUGUGAUCAGAUUUGCACGAGUACUUUCACGGGCUCUGUCUGCAGCUGCAUCACCGGGACACUGCAAAGGGAUGGCAAGAGCUGUCGAGCCUCCAGCUCAUCCAGCGAUCCCCACUCCCUCCCCUUCGUGCUGGUGCUCUGUCAGCUAGCAGGGUGGCUGCUGGUCCACACGCAGACCGCCGAGGUAUAACAGCACCACAGGAGCCCCGAGAGAGGGAGGAGCGUGAGGCACCUCCACACUCCAGGGACUGUAAUCAAGCACAAAACUGUCACUACACGCUGCAGACGCACCGGACCGACCCACUAACUUUGAAGUUACAGGACUGAACCUCUCACAGGGGAAACUAUCGAUGACCCCCCGAACCCCCCCCUCCCCACCAGACAGCCAUCCAUCCAUCCCCCGUCUCUUUACCAUCAACGCCCAGAGCAGUGAAGCAAGGGUCUCUUUUGUUAGGGCAUCAUCAGAACCACAAUGUAAUGAUCACAUAUAUCUCAAUAAGGAAUCGAAGAAUCAGAGUGAGCCAGUCAAUGUUUAAAGAGUGAGUAGAUUCCAUAUGCUGUUUGUUUUUUUGUUAACCUGAUACUGCAGUAGCUCUGAGUGGCAUAGAAUGAUCUUCAUGCAGUGUUUUUGAAACUGUUCCCUAGGAUGCUAACGUACAUAUUGUCUUAGAUUGCAGACUAACUCUUAUAGCACAGUAGGGCAGUGAAGCUCACAGCAACAGGCAGUUGCUUUAUUUGUUAUACAGCAUGAAAAUGAGCUCACCAUAGCCAGUUAAUUCACCUCUGAAUCCAGCACAGAGGUCUUGUAUACAGUAUGUCAGUUCCUGAUUUGUGAAUUAUUUGCAGUGACGAUACCCUCCUGCUGUCUGGGGGUCUGGGGGUGGGUAACUGGACUGGACUGCAGUGGUUUUGUGACGGGGUCCCGGGACACUGCUACUGUAUCUGUCAUGUGAUGAUCUUAUUAUUUGUUAAUUUAAUAAAGCU